GUAGGGAUAGUUUUGACAGACCCCCAGGACUCAUUCUGUGGCCUUCCGGUCCUUUCCUUGGGGGGGAUCUGGGCUCCUCGGAGGGCUAUUGUUUGCCGGCGGGCCCUGUUCUCAUCCCCUGGUACCGACACCUGUCAUUACCGAUCAUCCUCUGGCUGGGGUCCGGUGCCAUCUCUCCCCAGGCACCAUGAGUUUUGCAGAAAAACCAGAGGAGAUCACCAAAGACGAAUGGAUGGAAAAACUGAAUAAUCUGCACAUCCAAAGAGCGGACAUGAACCGUCUCAUCAUGAAUUAUCUGGUGACCGAGGGAUUCAAGGAGGCAGCAGAGAAGUUUCGGAUGGAAUCCGGCAUUGAACCCAGCGUGGACUUGGAGAGCUUGGAUGAGCGGAUAAAGAUCCGUGAAAUGAUCCUGAAGGGGCAGAUCCAGGAAGCCAUUGCACUAAUCAAUUCCUUGCACCCUGAACUACUAGAUACCAACCGCUACCUGUACUUCCAUCUUCAGCAACAACACCUGAUUGAGCUGAUCAGACAGCGGGAGACCGAGGCGGCUCUGGAGUUUGCACAGACUCAGCUGGCGGAGCAGGGGGAGGAGAGCCGGGACUGUCUCACCGAGAUGGAGCGCACACUCGCGCUCCUGGCAUUCGACAACCCAGAGGAAUCUCCCUUCGGAGACCUUCUUAACAUGAUGCAGAGGCAGAAGGUUUGGAGCGAAGUGAACCAAGCUGUUCUGGAUUACGAGAACCGAGAAUCCACACCCAAAUUGGCAAAACUCCUCAAACUGCUCCUGUGGGCUCAAAAUGAGCUUGAUCAAAAGAAAGUAAAGUACCCCAAGAUGGCUGACCUCAGCAAAGGGACAGUAGAAGAUCCCAAGUAAAGCCCUUUGCGACCCAUGUUGGGGAAAAGAAAGUCGCUCCGCAUCCUCUUUCAUUAACAGUCUGCGACCUCAACUCUUAUAACUAGAGCCGGAGGUAAUCCUUCCCCAGGACGAUAUUUUUUUUUCUCCCUUUGUCUCUGACAUCAUUUUCUGUUUUCUGGGAAGGGUUAUCCAAAGAGGAAAGAGACACGAAUGAGGAAAUGAAAGUAUCUGUCCUCUAGAGGUGGCACCGCCGGGGGCUCAGGUGGGACACUGGCUGCAGAUCUGGCCCGGGCGUUGGGGGGGGGGGGCGUUUUCUGUACCCCGAAAUUAAACACAUGUAUUUUUAUUAUUUUAUUA
Spea bombifrons (plains spadefoot toad) is the source of this 1213-nucleotide messenger RNA. It is a transcript of the gene GID8, whose product is annotated as GID complex subunit 8 homolog. The coding region runs from base 188 to 874 and encodes 228 amino acids. Gene Ontology annotation, cellular component: cytoplasm; nucleus. Lineage: Eukaryota; Metazoa; Chordata; Amphibia; Anura; Pelobatidae. The transcript has 5 exons. Gene Ontology annotation, molecular function: protein binding. The record is from RefSeq and is a predicted model, not a curated record. Gene Ontology annotation, biological process: proteasome-mediated ubiquitin-dependent protein catabolic process; positive regulation of canonical Wnt signaling pathway.